AUGGAUCACGCAAGGAACGGAGCAAAUGGCGUCGUGGAGCUAGAUACCCGAAUACAAAACCCUCCUUCACCUCUGGCUAAUGGAUUCCACGUAAAUGGCGUACACGAACACACUCCAGAAGAACUCGAACGAGAACUCCCUGUCGUUUACGAUGGCCAGGUGGCUCUUGGAGAGGUUUUAUCGAGAGUCGUGCAGGCUAUCUAUGCAGAACUUUCAGAGUUGGCUGAAACCCUCCCAAAUAUGUCUGAUACCGCACGAAAGCGUACAUUGGCAGACUGGGUAGUCAAGACGAAGAAACAGGUCGUCAAGCUCUACGCAAUAACUAAGUGGGCCCGAGACGCUCAAACUGUACAGAAAUGCAUGAAUAUUACAGCUUUUCUAAUGAAUCAAAACCAGCAGUUUGAGGACGUCAUGAGAGGCUUAACCUAUGCUAAAGAAAGUUUAGAUCCAGCAAGGCUUCGCAACCACGAUUUACUCACUUCAUUGGAUGUUCUGACGACUGGCUCAUAUCGGAGACUUCCGUCUGUAAUCAAGAAACUGAUCGUCCCUCCAACACCAUUGAUGGAUGCAGAAGUUGCGAAGACACUGACGGACAUGGAAGACGCAAUUCGUCUACGCUUGCGCAUGCAUGAGAUAAUACCCGUUGAAAUGUCUCAGCAUCGUAUCGCUGAUGGACGAGCUCAUUUCACCGUUCCUAAACUCUUCGAAGUUUCACUUUGCCUUCGCGGUGCCGAAAGGAACGAUGGGUGGUUCUUUGUCGGCGUGAAGUUCCUCAUCACGGUAGGAGGAGACCUUACAGGCAUGCAAGAAUUUCCCCAGAUGCCUACAGGCAUGUUGAAGCGUCAUAUAGCUGAUGAAGCUGAUGCACGACUAGCCUAUUAUAUUCCUCUUCCCCAAGAGGAAGAGCCUGUUCCUGGCGUCGAAGUUCCUCCAAGACCUCAACUACCAGAAGGCACGGCCGAUGCACCCCUAGUUCGCGUCUUCAACUUCCUCCGUAAAAUCAUAUUUGUGCACUGUUUCAUGCGAGGAGCUGCUGAUUAUGUCCAGGCCCAAAGGAUGCGCUCUCUCGGCUGGGCAGACUAUCUGAAGGUUGAGAUGAGUAAUGGUCGUAAGACGCUUACAGUUUCAUAUUGGGUCCGCCAACUACCACCAAGCAUUCCAGGUCGCCCUCAGCCUCCAAAUCGUUCCAAACUACCUCUCACGGGCGGUACACUUACAAUAUCCAUAGUUGAGUCUCGAGCUCCACCUCAAGUCGGUGGUGGUCCUAUACGCUCUCCCAUAGCACGAGUGUUGGCUGAAUUGCAGCAAAAGUCAAAACUCGGGAACCUACGGCCGUCAGAUGAAGCCGAAGGAUUGAAAUUCCAGGUUGUUUGGGAACCAAUCAAAGGUGCCUUCGGGGUGGUGAUAGCUGCUGUAGAUGCAGUGAUGGCAAAUGAUCUGUUGGUGGUAAAUCCGUACAACCUUGACUUCGAGUCGUUGCUACGAAAGGUCAUAAAACAGCAUACUAAAGCUAUUCUCAAUGUCUUCCAAACACAGCUUCAACGUGGCCCAACGAGAACGGUUUUCUCACCUCCCGGAGAAGUAGUGUUAACAGAAGAAGGUGGCUCAUACGCCCUUCGUAUUCAUCUUUGCGCGGACGAAGUUGUUGUCAUCUCCAUUGAUACAAGAACCGGGCGACUAAAUUUACGAGAUACGGGCGACCUUGCAGCUGCAGGUCGUGGUCCACGCUUUACCGCCAUAUCCGAAAGACUUAAUCAAGACCCUUCUCUACUGUUGGACGCUCUUGUCAGGCUUCGAUUGAAUACUAUUACAGAUCUGGCGGAACAAAAAGCCAACUACCUCGGUCUGCAUAGUUACCGUCAACGCAAUUUUUCCAGGGAAGAACUUCACAAACUUGGACCCAGCGCACGGGGCAUGUUGUACAUCCAGCUAUCAAACUUUCCCAACCACUAUCUUGUCCUGGUUAUCACUGACGAAGAGUUCCGCUAUGCGCUCAUUUCAGUCAGAGUCCUUACCGACACGAUGUAUGCCAACCUGAUAAUGGAAGACAUCGCGUGGCUGGACGUUCAAAGGAUACGCGGGGAUAACAACGCCAUAUUCGAUAUAACUGGCGGAUUAUCAGCACCAAUGGACGGGUCGGAGCUGCAGAUGGGACACAAAAGAAAAAGGAAUGCUGAAGAUGAUAUCGUGAAAGAAGAAAAGGGAAAGGAGAGACGUGAGGGAAGCUUCAACCUAGAGACACAGGUCUUACGCGAGCUGUAUGCCUAUUGCUGCGCUCGCGUGGCAUAUACUAAGGUCGAACAACAAUUCAAGAUUCGGGGUAUCCCUUAUUCUCAUGUCAAUCCGACUAGCGGAUACCCUCUCCCAAGCGAACUCAGUCAAAUACAAUCUUCUCUUGCACGAUCUGUUCCCGCUUUAUGUGUGCAAUCAUCCGAUAUACUAUCAGGGGCGCCGGCUGCAGAGGCUGCCAUGCCCAAUAUCCGGGUCAUUCCUCUAAAUUGGUGGUCUAACAAGAAGGUCCAGGUUGUGACAUGCGUGAAACUCAAGUAUGUUCAACAACCUGUGGGGAGACGUGCCAAUGGGGGUAGUAGCAUCAUCCGUCCGUCAAAACGCAUUAUAUACGAUACAACAGAAGCGGUAGUAUCAUUUCUGUCGGAGGAGGUUGAUAUGUGCGUGGAUGAGUUCUUGGAAGAAUGGGCCCGUGUAUCAAAGAUGGUAGUAAUUGCACGAGAAGUCGCACAGAUGGCCGAAGACGGGAAAUGGCCAGAUGUACGGCUCCUAUCGUUUGACCUACAAACUGUCGAAUUCGCUUAUGCGCAUGACUACACGGUCUCCAUACGAUGUAUGGACCAACUCUCACCAACUGGCGGUUCAUUCGACCUCCGCUUUUCUCGAUGUCCCCCUUCCGACCCUCAAGCGCGUGCUACAUCUCCACCACCAUUUCAGGAUCGAAAGAACCCACACGAAGAUGUAGAGCCGUUUCUACAACAAAUUUUACGACAUGGCCCCCUAACGUCUUCUCUCCAUCGCCUAGUGGAGCUUUUACGGGAUACGUUACCCAUAGUCGUCGAGAUCGAACGCAUGCGCCUUGAACCUGGUAGUAGUAGUAGCAUGAGCCCUAACCGUGGAAGGGGCAAGGGCAAGGGCAAAGCAGUAGUUGGAUGGGAGAAUGAACCCUGGGUAGAAACAUUUGUGAAAGGCCUAGGGUGGUACAGGGUGCUUUACGGCGACUUGAGACACGCUCUUGACUUCCGGUUAAUGAAUAAUCAGCGGGUUGCCAUCAUAGAUGGAUCACAUUCACUUUUUGGUAGUGAUGUAUCCGGCUCAGCAUCUGUUUCUUCGACGUCUUCACCGGAUUUGCUUGGGCUGCAGGCAAUACCCGACUUACCUUCACUCAUCCAAGCAGCGGUACAUUCUGUCCGGAGUGCAAGCGGGGGACUAUCAUUAGGAAAGAUCGCGCCUAUAGACGUCGGUAUAGUGUGUAACACUGGUGCUGUUGGAGCUGUAGCACGCGCACUGCAUGAGCGCAUACUCAAGAAGCUUCAGGGAGAGUAUAGUUGAGUAUUUUUGUGGAUAACUGUAGAUACAUCAAUCUAUGCUACUUUGUCCAUAUGAUGAGAGAAGUGUGGGGUUUUUUUUUUUUCAGUUCAGGAGUGGACUGAUUCCUGCGACACUCCAAGCAUUAGCUGUGUAAAUCGAUUAUAACAGUCCGCUGGCUUGGGCGCUGUGUUGGGGUACUAUUUAGCAGGAGUAAACUAUUUAACCAACAAAGGACUUCAAUUAGACCGCGCCGAUGAUACCUUGCAUAUACAAUAAUCGAUGGCUACCUCAGUCAGGGUGUUACUCCACCCUCUAGGAGUCGUCGCAACCACGAAAAAGUCGGAUUGAAUAGAUAAAGUUACGUUGCAUCCAACAAACGUAUCCACUCCAUAGUCACCCAAUGUUCCCUAUCUUCCACUGGAGACCGAGCGAUUGGUGAAUAUGUCGCCAGCACUCGAUUGGGGUGCAAUGGUGUCUGGAGCAUCACUCGAGGCCAAUAGAAUCUCUUAUCAGGCACAACGCGAAGCCUUUGCCCUGUCUCUGUAUGAUUAGCUAGUGCCGUUGCAACGUUCUCGGGCAUCUUGCUUGCAUCGAAACGUAGCGAAAAACGGCAAUCAUACAACAUGUCAAGGAAUGGCUCCUUGGCCGUCCCAGCACUAACCU
Serpula lacrymans var. lacrymans S7.9 is the source of this 4203-nucleotide messenger RNA. RefSeq lists its product as uncharacterized. Bases 1 to 3561 code for a protein of 1186 amino acids. The record is from RefSeq and is a predicted model, not a curated record. Lineage: Eukaryota; Fungi; Basidiomycota; Agaricomycetes; Boletales; Serpulaceae. The transcript is spliced from 18 exons. Gene Ontology annotation, molecular function: transcription coregulator activity. Gene Ontology annotation, cellular component: mediator complex; core mediator complex. Gene Ontology annotation, biological process: regulation of transcription by RNA polymerase II.